AUGCGUCAUCCCGUUGAUUCUUCAGCUUGGCGUUGUGCGGAUAGUUUUUUUCCAGAGUUUUCUAAGGAAGCACGGAAUGUUACUCUUGGUAUAGCAACUGACGGCUUCAACCCCAAUGGAUGCUUUGGUCUCAAUUACAGCUGUUGGCCGGUAAUUCUCUGUCCGUAUAAUCUUCCUCCUUCGAUGUGUAUGAAGAGGGAGUUUUCUAUGUUAUGUUUGUUGAUAUCAGGCCCGAGAGCACCAGGUAAAGAUAUCGAUGUUUACUUACAACCAUUGAUUGAAGAGUUGAAAGAGUUAUGGAAUGAUGGUGUUAUGACUUUCGACAGCUUCACCGGUUCUGAAUUUCUGAUGAGAGCUAGGUUGUUAUGGGCAAUUCAUGAUUUUCCAGCAUUAGGGACUCUUUCUGGAUGUGUAACUCAUGGGUAUUUUGCUUGUCCAAGUUGUGGAGAAGAAACAGAUGCUGAGUGGCUGCCAUAUAGUAAGAAUUCGUCACUGUACAGAUGUGAUGCAUACGAGAAGAAUAUAACUGAGCACAUUGUUAAUACUGUAUUGGGAAAUAGCAAGUCAAAAGAUGGUCUUAAUGCACGUAAAGAUAUGGAAGCUAUGGGGAUUAAAAAGCGGUUAUGGUUGAAAGAGGAUGACAACACGGGCAAGACAACAAUGGAAGAUGGGUCUUUUGCCUUAACAAAGGAUGAAAAAGUUGCUUUCUGUACAGUUUUGAAGAAUUUAAGGGUGCCUUCAAAUUUCUGUUCCAAUUCGCAACAACGUUGGUUAAUGAAAGGCUUUAAAGGGUUGGUGCGCAAUAAAAGGUACAUUGAGGGAUGCAUUGCGAGAGGGUAUUCGUUGCGAGAAGCUAGCUUAUUUUUUAUGGAUGGCAUGUCAGAUGAUGGUGAUGAUGAGAUGCCUCUAAGUACUGGAAAGAGUAUGACUUUAACUCAAGUACAAUUUGAACAAUGCCGCAGCUGGAUCCUAUCUAAGUAUUUUGAGAUAGAUGACUGGCGAAGGAAGUAUGAUUCCUAUGUUAGCGGCAACACGUCUAAUGGUCAGCAGACCUCAAAGAGUUUUCAUGUAUGGUUGCGCGACGAUGGGGUGUUGGUGUUCGUGGUGGUGUUGAUAGAAGCCAAAGAGACUGAUUCAACACUUUGGAGACUCGUGCAAGGACCCCUCUUCAAGGCACGAUCCUACAGUAAAUACCAAGUCAAUGGCUUUACUUUUAGCACACUAGGUUGUGAGGCGAAGAAUAUAUCGCAAAACAGUGGCGUAUCAAUGAAAGCUUUUACAAGACUGAAAGCGAAGUCGGCCGAGGAAGCAGAAAUAACUUAUUACGGAGUUAUUAAAGAGAUUAUCGUCUUGAAUUACAUGGAGUUUGAAGAAACUGUUUUCUGUUGUGAUUGGGUUAGUGUUGGAGAUAAGAAUGCGUGUAAGGUUGAUGCAGUUUCAAAGGUUAUAAAGGUCAACUUAUCCAAGAUGAAAAACAAAGUUAGAGUGUCCGAUGAGCCGUUUAUCCUUGCAUCUGAAGCGGCUCAAGUGUUCUACUCGAAGGAUCUUACAGAUGAGGGAUGGUCCGUGGUGUUGCACUCACAUCAGGGGUUAACUUGUUCAGUAGAUAAAUUUGAAGUUCCUACAGCUUAUCAAUCAGUUCUUACUGACAAUGAGAAUUUCAAAAAGUUGCUUUCAAUUGGUUCUAUUUGA
Molecule: messenger RNA, 1692 nt
Organism: Papaver somniferum (opium poppy)
Lineage: Eukaryota; Viridiplantae; Streptophyta; Magnoliopsida; Ranunculales; Papaveraceae
Exons: 6
Coding region: 1-1692 (563 amino acids)
Source: RefSeq, a predicted model, not a curated record